AUGAUAUUCCAACGAUACCUUACCUUGCCACUAGUACAAGUAGUAGUUGUGGCAACCACCAUUAUCUGCCUGUCGACGAGAAGUGAAGCUGAAACCACGGCGGACAUGUGCAAGGAAACCGACUACCCGGGCGUCUGCAGCACAGCUUUGCAGGACGUAAAGACAGGAGGUGGAUUCGAGGAUGCAACGAGUGUGGCCAUCCAGGCCUCCAUUGCUCAAAUAAACCAGGCAAAGAGCAAGGUGCUUAGUCUCAUGAAGACCGAAACGGAGGAGGGAAAGUUGUUCCUGGAUGUGUGCAGAGAAGUGUACCAAGACGCCUUGGAUAACCUUACAGCAUGUGACAGCGACCUCAAGGAGAAGUCCAGGGGUGGCUUGGAAGAUAAACUCUCUUCUGCUCUCUCAGACAUUGGCACUUGCGAUGAUACCUUAAACGAGACUACCAACCUUGCUAGCGCCCCCCCUGUUCUCAAAUACAACGAUGUCAUAGAAAAGCUUGUCACCGACGCCUUGGCUUUGGCUAGUAAAAUAUAA
Messenger RNA from Nelumbo nucifera (sacred lotus), 531 nucleotides. Its product is annotated as putative pectinesterase/pectinesterase inhibitor 26. The record is from RefSeq and is a predicted model, not a curated record. Gene Ontology annotation, molecular function: enzyme inhibitor activity. Lineage: Eukaryota; Viridiplantae; Streptophyta; Magnoliopsida; Proteales; Nelumbonaceae.